GUGGGGUGACUGGAGUAUAAAGGCAAGGCAAUUAGUCUUCUCCAGGGCAGUUCUGUGAGCCCAGUACACUAGGACACAAGGAUGAGGUUCCGGAGGAUCUCUCUACUUGUGUUACAUAGUAUCAGCCUAGCAGUCACUUCGCUAGGAUAUUCUCAAGAUUCGUUUCCUCAUCUAAACUCAGUAAAACGCCUCUGUAAUGCCAUCUCUCUUGGAGGCGUUCUUCAGCUACUACCGGCAGCUUGCGUCAGCCAUCUUGUGCGAACACCAAAGUUAUCCACCGGAGUCUCUUGUUCACUCGACAAGUCCAUCAUGCACCCAGAGUACGCCUUCCUCAGCAAUAAUAUCGCCGUGGUACGUCUACAUUGUCCCGGGAUUUCCCUUAUUCCCUCGAUACGAAUUCGCAACGUCACCGAAGGGAACUUGCUGACACUGAUGGGGAUAGAUGCGCACCAGAAUCCCGUUGUAACACCCGUACAAGUGGCUUCUUGCAGCGUUUGUCAGGACGAGUACGAAGUGUUUGAUUGUGAUCGUCAGCUCUGUGUACGGUUUGUCGGGAUGUAUCGUUCUCAGUUGCGGACACUUGAUGGCCUUUCCGGAGCCGCACUGUACACCAACGAUGGCCAGCUAGCAGGAAUGCUCUCGUACGGGUUCGUAGGAGCGCAUCUGGUCGCCGAGCGUCUAGCGUACCAUGAGCCUUUCAUACGACAUUCCAUUGAGGCUUUCAGUCUCGGCAGAGAGGAUUUUGCAAUAAAAAGGCUCUGAUCUGGGUGCA
Messenger RNA from Anopheles aquasalis, 772 nucleotides. RefSeq lists its product as uncharacterized. The record is from RefSeq and is a predicted model, not a curated record. Lineage: Eukaryota; Metazoa; Arthropoda; Insecta; Diptera; Culicidae.